UUCAGCCUUCCCCUCCUCUCUAACAUCCGUUUUAUCUUCUCCCGUCCCAGAUCCGAUCGAAUCGCCGGAUUUUCUCGCUCCGAGGACCGAUCUCGAUCACCGGGAUAGGGCGACGAGCGCUCCGAUCCGAGAACUUCGGAGCCUGCUCCCUCCAUCGAUCCGCGCAUCCCCUCGUAGAUCCGGAGGCGGCGAAGAGGAUCCGGAGGCGAUGAGCGGGAAGGCGGCGGCAGCGAUGUCGCCGGCGCAGUCGAAUGGGCAGUUAUUCACCAUCGGGCUUGUCACCGCGUGGUACUCCUCCAACAUCGGGGUGCUCCUCCUCAACAAGUACCUGCUCAGCAACUACGGGUUUAAGUACCCGAUCUUCCUCACCAUGUGUCACAUGACGGCCUGCUCCCUCUUUAGCUACGUCGCCAUCGCCUGGCUCAAGAUCGUGCCGAUGCAGUUCAUCCGGUCGCGCGUCCAGUUCAUGAAGAUCGCUGCCCUCAGCCUCGUCUUCUGCGGUUCGGUGGUUAGCGGAAACGUGUCGCUCCGGUACCUACCCGUUUCGUUCAACCAGGCGGUCGGCGCUACCACGCCCUUCUUCACCGCCGUCUUCGCGUACCUUAUGACUCUCCGGCGGGAAUCGUGGGUCACCUACAUUACCCUUAUUCCCGUCGUCACCGGUGUCAUUAUAGCUAGUGGGGGGGAGCCAAGCUUUCAUUUGUUUGGUUUCAUUAUGUGUAUUGGUGCUACUGCUGCUAGGGCACUUAAGUCAGUGUUGCAGGGAAUUUUGAUGUCCUCUGAAGGGGAAAAGUUGAACUCUAUGAAUCUCCUUCUAUAUAUGGCUCCAAUCGCAGUUGUUUUUUUACUUCCUGCAACAAUUAUAAUGGAGGAAAAUGUGGUUGGUACCACAAUAGCACUUGCUAGACAAGAUUUCAAGAUUAUAUGGUAUCUCCUGUUCAACUCUUCUUUGGCCUACUUUGUGAACUUGACCAAUUUCCUGGUCACCAAACAUACGAGCCCUUUGACCCUUCAGGUUCUCGGAAAUGCAAAAGGAGCUGUGGCUGUGGUCAUCUCAAUCUUAAUAUUCAGGAACCCAGUCUCCGUUACAGGAAUGGCUGGUUACACACUGACCAUUAUUGGUGUAAUUCUCUACAGUGAGUCGAAGAAGCGUAACAAGGGAAGUUAAUCCUAGCAGCUAUUAGCCUAGUCCUCACCGGUACUUGUGACCCCAUAACAUAUUGGAUCACAAGGAAUGAAUUGAAGUCUCUUUUGUACCAUUUAUAAGCCAAAUAGUGUGCUCAGAGGAAGAUAAUUUGUUUGUUAGAUGCGUUGUUUACAUCAAGUUGGUAAGCAUUCUGGGCCUUCAUCAUCUUGUUAUACACACAAUUAUACAUUCUAAAUUUUUUGUAAGAGUAUUGUUCUAUCUAUAAAUUUCGCCGCAAUCAUAUUAUUGAUCUAAA
Zingiber officinale is the source of this 1442-nucleotide messenger RNA. RefSeq names its product probable sugar phosphate/phosphate translocator At3g11320. The record is from RefSeq and is a predicted model, not a curated record. Gene Ontology annotation, molecular function: antiporter activity. The transcript has 4 exons. Gene Ontology annotation, cellular component: Golgi apparatus. Lineage: Eukaryota; Viridiplantae; Streptophyta; Magnoliopsida; Zingiberales; Zingiberaceae. The coding region runs from base 209 to 1168 and encodes 319 amino acids.